AUGGCUUUUUUGACAUCCGACCAACAUUGGAAUAAUUUAGCUGAAAAAAAUAAAAAAUCUUUAUUUAUGGAGGAGAGUGAUUUUGCUUUAAUAAAUAUUAUUCCUGGUGAAUUUCCUCAAUAUGCUGGUGAUUGUCCAAAUGUAUUACGUCAGGUUGCUGAUAUAAAUGAUAUAUCAAAUAUUCCUAAUGAUGAUAUAAAUAAAAUUAAUAAUGAUAAAAAAAAUUCAGCAUUAGAAAAUGAAAUAGUUUAUAUUAAAAAAUUAAGACAAGAAUUAUUUAUAAAUAUGAUAAAAUUAGAGAUAUUAGAAACUAAAUUGUAUAUUUUGGAGGAGGUUGUUCUGCUAUCAAAAACUAUAACAUCACCAUCAUCAUCAAUAAAAGAUUCAUUAAAUGUUGCCUCCAGUAUAGAUGAUAAUAAAAUGAGAGGAAAAUAUUCUUCAAUAUUAUAUGAAUUUUCUGUUAAUGUUUGUGUUGUCGUAACAUAA
Messenger RNA from Strongyloides ratti, 486 nucleotides. RefSeq lists its product as hypothetical. Lineage: Eukaryota; Metazoa; Nematoda; Chromadorea; Rhabditida; Strongyloididae. The record is from RefSeq and is a predicted model, not a curated record. The transcript is spliced from 3 exons. Bases 1 to 486 code for a protein of 161 amino acids.